AUGACGGAAUUUAAGACUCCUAUUAAAGGCACAGUAAAUAUGAAUUUUAACGACAAAAUUACUAUACCGCCGUCACCGUUUUUAAACAGACUUGGAUAUGGCACAGGUGUGAAUGUAAUGCAGCUUGUAAGAUCUCCCCGUGCGGGACAAAUUCGUUCGCCAUGGGCACUAAAGAUGUUGAACAAACGCGUAAAACCCAAUAAAGUGUACACAGAUCGGUUGAAGGCUGAAGCGGACCUUUUGAAACGUAUGUCUCAUCCCAACAUUGUUGGCUUUAGAGCAUUCGGUAAUUCUAAGAUUCUGUACUUAGGUAUGGAAGCAUGUGACCUAUCGCUGGGUGAUAUGAUUGAGAAAAGAAUUGAGGACGACGGUGAAGCAUUCUUGCCAAGGCAGAUACUUAAAGUAGCUGCAGACAUAGCUAGUGCAUUGGAUUACUUACACACAAAAAUGCAGAUCCUCCAUGGAGAUAUGAAGUCCUACAACAUCCUUGUUAACGGUGACUUUGUCACAUGCAAGCUGUGCGACUUUGGUGUCACACUGCCACUUGAUGAGAAUGGGGUUUUUGAGAAAAGUAGAUCAGGAAAAUCUGUAUAUUUUGGCACAGAAGCAUGGAGUGCUCCUGAAGUCAUCCACGGUGGUCAGAUCUGUGAUAAAACAGAUAUUUGGCCACUGGGCUUGACACUCUGGGAGAUGAUGGCGUUAAUGCCACCGCACACUCAGGUCGAGGAUGACGAUGAUUCUUACAUGGAGAACAGUGUACAGUGCCUUGAUGAUUUGGACGAGAGUAUUGAUGAAUACUUUAGUGAUAAAUAUGGUACCAGGCCGGCAGUUCCUAUAAAUAUAUCCGAGAAAGUGUACGCCCAUCCUCUGGCUCUAUUCUACUGCUGCACAGAAUCUAUGUCUGCCAUGAGACCUUCCGCACAUCACUUGGCCAUUGCUGCACAUGACAUGUUAGAACAGUGCCAAAAAGGAAAUUAA
This is a messenger RNA of Arctia plantaginis, 978 nucleotides long. The record is from the annotation of a GenBank genome assembly. NCBI's taxonomy places the organism in Eukaryota, Metazoa, Arthropoda, Insecta, Lepidoptera, Erebidae.